Bipolaris sorokiniana ND90Pr is the source of this 2205-nucleotide messenger RNA. RefSeq lists its product as uncharacterized. Bases 116 to 2032 code for a protein of 638 amino acids. The record is from RefSeq and is a predicted model, not a curated record. The transcript has a single exon. Gene Ontology annotation, biological process: proteolysis. Lineage: Eukaryota; Fungi; Ascomycota; Dothideomycetes; Pleosporales; Pleosporaceae. Gene Ontology annotation, molecular function: cysteine-type endopeptidase activity.
CGGUAUGUCUUAGAGACAUAUUUCGGGCGACUUCUCUAUCUUACCAUUCUCUUGUAUUUGCCGUUUAAGCAUUCCGACAACCUCAUUUCGAACGGUGCGCAACGCUUAGGAGGCAAUGUCUCCCAAACACCGCGCACUUAUCAUUGCCAGCCCUUAUGGCGGGCUCCGUGGACCGGAGAACGACGCCGAUUUAAUGGCAGGCGUUCUCACAAAGUACAAAUUUGAGGUAACCAAAUGUUCUGGUUACAAUGCUACCCGAGACCAAAUUCUCAGCGCAUGGCGACAACUUAUCUCUGAGAGCUCCGCAGAGGAUGUUGUUGUGAUUUACUACUCAGGACAUGGCGGCUUAGUUAAGUCGAGUCAAAACACAUCUGAUCAGAAAGGAGGAUCCAAAAUGCCGCUCCACUCCCAGUUCCUAGUCCCGAUGGAUUUCGACCAGACCACAGAAGAAGAUUUCCGGGGAAUACUGGACAUCGAGAUAUCGCACAUGCUGCGGGAUACGACAAACAAGACGGAAAAUGUCACUAUUAUCCUGGACUGCUGUCAUGCAGGGCGUAUGGCCCGCGACCCCUAUCACAAUAAUCAGGCCUGGCCGCGGAAUCUACCAGAAGUGAAACAUCACGGCGUGCUACUCAGCCAUGUGGAGCGGCUUCGGAGGGAAGGGCGUUUGACGGGAGACACCUUUAUAGAAGGUAACCCACACGCAGUACGGAUAGCAGCAGCAGCAACCUCCGAAACUGCCUGGGGCUAUCAGGGCUUGCAGGACCAGCCUAUUGGAGUGCUGACAGAAGCACUUGCCACUGCAAUGGACAAAGUGAUUGGGCAACGGCUGUCGUGGAGAACCCUUCUGCUCGGGGUAUGCGAGUUUGUCAAUAGACAAUUUCCUCAACAGCACCCUCGAGCCGAAGGACCUGAAACGCGCAUACUCUUUUCAAAGGAUCACAUAGCCUCUGGAGCCUUGCUCGUAAAACUGGAGGAUGGCAAUGUGAUCUUACAGGGGGGAAGAGUCGCUGGUGUCCAUGAAGGAAAUGUCUAUGACAUCGUGCCUUUGGGGUUCGAGCGGGCAGACAAGGAAACACAGGUUGCAGAAGCAAAAGUCAAGGACGUCAACGGUUUUAAGGCAAUCGCUGAGAGAGUUUCUGGAAGAAUCCCUCCUGAUGGAGCCCUCGCUUUCUUGCAAAAAGAGGCUCUGCCCAAGUUUUUCGUAUCCUUUCCCGACGAUCUCCCCGCUUUCGGAGUUCGACUUGGCCAAUCUAAGUUUCUCAGAUGCGGUGAGCCCGGCGAGAAGCAGGCUCUAAUGGAUAUCAAGAGAGAAGGCGGGCGCAUGGUGGUGUGCAAGGGAGAAAUUGUACUAGCCUCGUACGAGUUCACCGAUGUCACAAUGCAGGCGGCGAUUGAAGCUGUGGUCAGCCAUGGAGAAAGGCUCGCUCGAGGACACCAUCUUCUCACCUUUGGGAGUGGGGAAGAAGACGAAGAGCUUAACCAUUCGGUGGAAAUCGAAUUCGGUCGAGUUGACGAUGGCACACGCAUGGAAACAUAUGCGCAUGAUGGGACAGCUAGUGUAACAGAAAACCAAAAAAUCUACAUAAAGCUUCACAACAGCGGGAACAGCACUCUGUUUGUGUCUGUAUUCGAUGUGAAUAUCGCUGGCAUGAUCACUCUGGUCUCGAGUUCAUGGCCAAGGGGAAUCGAACUGGUAUCCGGCGGAGAUUAUAUUCUUGGGAAAGCACAGUAUGGUAACGGCAUUAAAGGUCUGGAAAUCUCUUGGCCGGCGACAGUUCCAAAGAUAGAGCGUGUGGAGGAGACACUAGUAUUUAUACUUUCCAGCGAGGAAGUCAGCCUCCAACAUCUGGCGGAUCCGAAACGAUCUAUGGAGGCUAAAGGUAGGAUAUCCCAUUUGGAAAGGAUCACUUACCACUUGGCGUCAGGUCAGGCACGAGACCUUCAGCCUGAAUCUCGAGGCCUUUCCAUUCGUUAUGCUGUCCAUCAUAUACCCUUCUCGCUCCACACUCGGCAGCCACUACAAUCGUAACUAGCAGUAGAAUGCAGUACUUGCAUAUUUCUGGCUAUUUUCUCUUGUUUUACAACUAUUUUGCUUAACUUUCUAAUGUAACAUAGCCUCGAUGUGCCAUUUUCGUUUAUUUACCUUCCGUCACAUCUAUUGACUAGGUAGUCACUCACUCAGCUCGAAUUACCUCUCUCAAU